Molecule: messenger RNA, 624 nt
Organism: Australozyma saopauloensis
Lineage: Eukaryota; Fungi; Ascomycota; Pichiomycetes; Serinales; Metschnikowiaceae
Product: mRNA splicing protein
Exons: 1
Coding region: 1-624 (207 amino acids)
Biological process (GO): mRNA splicing, via spliceosome
Cellular component (GO): U4 snRNP; cytoplasm; U2 snRNP
Molecular function (GO): RNA binding
Source: RefSeq, a predicted model, not a curated record
AUGUAUAGCACAUCCAAACACCUAACAACAAAACUCAAAUUUGCCCCGUCUCUCCCAUCAAUUUCAAAACAAAUAGACACAACGAGUCCACUUUCAUCCCACUUCACCCGUUUUUCACCCGUAUUUCUUCGAUCAAUGCCUUUGUACCCAUUAUCUAGCCUGCACACCACUCAAACUCAUCUAUCUACCUCCAACACUCUUUCCACAAUUAACAUGUCCGUCACCGUCUCCAAGAAAACCAAGGUGGCCGAUCUCAUAAAUUACCGUCUCCGAGUAUCCAUUCUCGACGGAAGAGCCUUCACGGGCCAGCUCCUAGCCUUCGACACACACAUGAACUUGGUUUUGGCAGACACAGAGGAAUCUAGAAUCACCAGCAAGGCGUACCUGGAACUCGUCAAGAAAUCGAGUGGGCAGGCCAAAGUGGAAGAAGAAAAGCGGUUUUUGGGCUUGGUGAUCUUGCGUGGUGAACAAGUGGUCAACAUCACUGUCAAGAGUGGUCCAACCUCGGAUAUCAAGAAGCGUCUUUCGCAGCUCAAGCUGGGCAAUGGUGUCUCGAAGCCUUUGAGGACUCCUGUGAGUCAGAAACUGAAGCUCAAGGGGCCUGUGAAGAAGACUGCAACGUAG